UUCACAAGAUGGCGGCGCGCUGGAAGCGUCACAUCUGCGUUUCUUGGAGCUUCACGCAGCGGGUGGUAAAAUUCUGAGAUUUUACAGGCCCACACCAGGCACAAAAUCGGUGAGGAACAUCGCUGACAAAGAUGGCGCCAAUUAAAUCAAUGCACGAAAGAAAUAGAUACAAGGACAUACCUCCUGACUUUGCAUAUCUGGCAUCCAAAUACCCAGAUUUUAAGCAGCAUGUUCAGAUAAAUCUGAAUGGAAGAGUAAGUGUUAAUUUUAAAGACCCUGAAGCAGUCAGAGCUCUGACUUGUACUCUCCUAAAGGAAGAUUUUGGACUUUCUAUUGAUAUUCCACUGGAAAGACUAAUUCCCACAGUUCCGUUGAGACUCAACUAUAUUCAUUGGGUGGAAGAUCUGAUUGGUCAUCAGGACUCUGACAAAAGUACUCUCCGAAGAGGAAUCGACAUAGGUACUGGGGCAUCCUGCAUCUAUCCCUUACUUGGAGCAACCUUAAAUGGCUGGUAUUUCCUUGCUACAGAAGUGGAUGAUAUGUGUUUCAACUACGCAAAGAAAAAUGUGGAACAGAAUAACUUAUCUGAUCUCAUAAAAGUGGUAAAAGUGCCGCAAAAGACACUCCUGAUGGAUGCUCUUAAAGAAAAAUCUGAAAUAAUCUAUGAUUUUUGUAUGUGCAACCCCCCCUUUUUUGCUAACCAAUUGGAAGCCAAGCUGUCCCCUGCUCUGCACUCAUGGAAGUCUUCUGGGAAGUUUUUCACCUACAAGGGACUACACAUCUUCUACCAGGACUGCUUUGGCUUCAGUGACACAUGGAGACCACACCACUAUUCCAUAUUUAAGCAGGCCAGCAUUGUGGAGGUGCUUUUGCACCACCUAGGACUCCAGAACCGUAGGAUCAACAUUGUUGCUCAGGAGCUGUUGUAUAGGUGGUAUAGCUGUAUGUUGGGAAAAAAAUGCAGCCUGGCUCCGCUGAAAGAAGAGCUUCGCAUCCAAGGGGUUCCCAAAGUUACCUUUACUGAGUUUUGUCAAGGUCGGACAAUGAGAUGGGCCUUAGCUUGGAGUUUUUAUGAUGAUGUCACRGUACCAUUACCACCAAGUAARCGAAGAAAAUUAGAGAAGUCAAGAAAACCCAUUACAUUUGUAGUGUUGGAGUCUGUGAUGAAAGAAUUAUCCCUCAAAGCAUCAUCUUUGGGCUCUGAGACAGUGGAGGGCAUAGUGGUUGUGACAACAUGGAUAGAAAAAAUUCUCACUGAUUUAAAGGUCCAGCAUAAACGAGUUCCCUGUGGAAAAGAGGAAGCUAGUCUUUUCCUGACAGCCAUAGAAAACUCCUGGAUUCACUUAAGGCGAAAGAAAAGAAAGCAAGUGAGACAACUGAGGGAAGUGCCUCGAGCUCCUGAGGAUGUCAUACAGGCCUUGGAGGAGAGAAAAGCCAUCCCCAGAGAGUCGGGCAAUAGCCAGGAUGUGGCCCCGAGCCCCCAGGAGGGUACCCUUUGUGGGUCUGCUCUGCAGGAGGGCGAGUCUGCCACUGUUGGGGGCUACUGCCCAAGCCAGGAGUCACUGUCCCAAGAGGAAACCCCAGAACCCAUGGAGGAUGAAAGGAGUGAGGAAAGGGGAGGGGAGGAGGUUGUGGAAAGUUGUAAAGUCUCUUGCAACGAAACCCAGGACCGAGAGGCUUCUGAGCAAUAUAGCAACCCAGGGGCCGAAAAGGGGAAGCCCCUCCAAGGAGCAGCUGGACAUUACCUAUUUAAGUGUUUGAUAAACAUUAAGAAGGAAAUGGAUGAUGCCUUAGUUGAAAUGCAUUGGGUUGAGGGCCAGAACAGAGAUUUGAUGAACCAGCUUUGUACCUAUAUACGUAACCAGAUUUUCAGGCUUGUUGCUAGUUAACUCCAUACUUCUUGCAGUUACAAGAGUGUCUGUAGAGGACUGGGGGUGUUAGCUCAGCUUCGCAUGCGGAAGGCCCUGAGUUCCAUCCCCAGUACCACCACCCCCCCCCC
Messenger RNA from Urocitellus parryii (Arctic ground squirrel), 1999 nucleotides. NCBI's taxonomy places the organism in Eukaryota, Metazoa, Chordata, Mammalia, Rodentia, Sciuridae. The record is from RefSeq and is a predicted model, not a curated record.